UGCCUGUGAAUAUUUAGCAAAGCAUUUACAAAGUGACCAUGCUCAAGUUUCUAGCUUUUAUCGUACUCAUUGCUGUAGCAGUUGAUGCAUUUCCAUCAGAGAUAUCAAAACCGAUAGAAGCAGAUGCGCUACAAACAUCCGAAAAUAAUAAGAAUAUAGCAAUCAUUCAAAACCGCAAUGAUUUAGAAACAGCGGAAUCGGCUCGCAGGUUUUUUGGAUAUCGUCCAUAUCAUAGGGGAUAUCACUUUUAUCAUGGAUAUCCCUCAUACCACGGGUAUCACGGUUUUUAUGGAUAUCCAUACCAUGGAUACCAUUACUACCAUGGGUACCCUGGAUGCUUUCACUGUUUUCAUGGCUAAGAGUAAACUAUUUAUUAAUCUAUUUUGAUAAACUUUAAUUAAACUAAGAAAAUUUAAGAGUAAUCUAAUAUUCAUAAAUAAAAGGCACACAAAUAUAUUUCGAUCAUUGCUAAUUUGCUAAUAUGCAAUAAUAAUUAUUAUUGCAUAUUAGCAAUUAAAUCCUGCAGAUUUUCAUUUUAUGCUAAAAUUUUGCAUUACUAGUCACUCAAUUUUAUUCACGUAUUAUUAAAUGAAAAACUCGCUC
Messenger RNA from Ctenocephalides felis (cat flea), 603 nucleotides. RefSeq lists its product as uncharacterized. NCBI's taxonomy places the organism in Eukaryota, Metazoa, Arthropoda, Insecta, Siphonaptera, Pulicidae. The record is from RefSeq and is a predicted model, not a curated record. Bases 39 to 359 code for a protein of 106 amino acids. The transcript has 2 exons.